Molecule: messenger RNA, 3369 nt
Organism: Xiphias gladius (swordfish)
Lineage: Eukaryota; Metazoa; Chordata; Actinopteri; Istiophoriformes; Xiphiidae
Product: ceramide synthase 2-like
Exons: 11
Coding region: 104-1444 (446 amino acids)
Biological process (GO): ceramide biosynthetic process
Cellular component (GO): membrane
Molecular function (GO): sphingosine N-acyltransferase activity; DNA binding
Source: RefSeq, a predicted model, not a curated record
CAACGACUGGCUCAGAGGGCAUGUUUUUUGCAGGGCACGAAAUGACGAGCGUGCGCUCAUCUCAUGCGGGUUUGACACACAGAGAGCCCCCGGAGAGCUGGUGAUGUCGACGACAGUUGCCGACGGCGCCUCUCUCCGCCCCCAGCAGGAGCCGGUUGCGUCAAACACGCUCCUCCUCUGCCUACUGCCGCGGCGCGCUUCCCAUCCCCAUCACAGGAGCGCGGACAGGAUGGAGGCCCUGUUAAAUGAGUGGCUAUGGCAGGAGGAGUACUGGCUUCCUCCUGGUACCCGCUGGCAGGACAUUGAGAUUAAGGAGGACGACGGCUGCUUUCCUCUACCCAGGGAUCUCAUCUACACCUUGCCCCUGGCCAUCGCCUUUAUAGCCCUCCGAUAUGUCUUUGAGAGGCUCAUCGCCGUCCCAUUCAGCAAACAUUUAGGUGUGAAGGAUCGGAUUCGGAUUCGAGCAGCUUCUGUACCAAAGCUGGAGACCUUCUACAAACAGAACACUCGGCAACCAUCACAAAGCGAGUUGGUGAGCUUGGGGAAGCAUUGUGGACUCUCACAGAGAAAAAUCCAGACCUGGUUCAGACACAGAAGGAAUCAAGACCGACCCAGCAAUACCAAAAAGUUCUGUGAAGCCUUUUGGCGGUUCGUUUUCUACCUGGUAGCGUUCACAGCCGGGCUUGGCUCUUUAAUUAAUACUCCGUGGUUGUGGGAUCACAGAGAGUGUUGGAGGGGAUAUCCCAAACUGCCCGUGGCCAAGGCUCAUUACUGGUAUUAUAUCCUGGAAAUGGGUUUCUAUUUGUCACUGCUUAUGUGUGUCUCUGUGGAUGUCAAGCGAAAAGAUUUCAAGGAGCAGGUAAUUCAUCACAUUGCCACCAUAUUCCUCAUUGGUUUCUCCUACUGUGCCAACUAUGUGAGAGUUGGCACUCUGGUGAUGCUGGUGCAUGACUCUUCUGACUUCCUUCUUGAGUCUGCUAAGAUGUUUCACUAUGCCGGCUGGACAAGGACAUGUGACACACUGUUUGUCAUCUUCGCUCUUGUCUUCCUCGUCACGAGGCUGGUGGUGUUUCCUGGCAGAGUGGUCCACACAACCCUGGUGGUGUCUCUAGAAUUCUUCCAGCCCUUCUUUGGUUAUUAUUUCUUCAACGCCCUGCUGUUAGUGCUGCAAGCCCUGCACAUCUUCUGGGCAUAUCUCAUUCUGCGCAUGGUCUACAAGUUUGUGUUCUUGGGCAAGGUUGAGCGUGAUGAACGCAGUGAUGAGGAGAGUGAGGUGGAUGAUGACGAGGAAGAGGAGGAGCCUGAGGAAGAAGGGGACGAAUGCAGCUGGGAGCAAAGGAAGGGUGCAAUCAACUCAAAAUUGGUAUCACUGGCUAACAACUGCGUCCUGAACAACUUGACCAACCAGAGGAAUAUAAACAGCAGACUGCCCAAAGCCAGAUAGUGGAGCCCUGUCUCGUUUACAAAGCCUCACUGGAAAAAUAUGGAGAUGAAUUUAUUUCUGACAUGAUACAUACAUAUGGCUUGUGUACAUCCAGCAAGGUCCAUUGAUGAUUUCAGAUCAGGGUAGGUCUGCAUCCUACUUUUCUUCAAAAAAACAGGACGAAGAAGCACAGAUGAUUGUAAAUCUGCACACCCAGUGUGAGAUUAGGAAGAAACGCCAUCAUUACUGCCACCCAUAGUACUGCAUAUUGGAGAAAUUAAUUGGCAAAACAAGGAGACAGUAAAAAAUUCCUUUACAUCUAAUCACACGUGUUGUUUUUUUCUAGAUUUUGUAUUUAUGCUGUUUGUUUUCAUUGUAUUAUAAUAAUUUGUUUGUAAAUACCUUAGGAUAGAAUAUGUGCUAUAAUUCAGUUAUCCUUUGUUUGGUCAACAGGACAAACGAAAUGUUUUAUACAAAAUCAAGCUGUUAUCUAAUAUGUGUAAUAAUAUGUUUUAAACAGAGCAAACUGAAGCUAAAAUGAGGUAGUAAAUCACUCCCCCAGCUUUGUAUCCACAUACACAGUAUAAUUGAUUGUACAGAGACUAUUAAAAACAUUGAUUGUAGUAAACCUGUUGACAAAUCACUUUAUAGACUAUUUUUAUGAACCAUUUACUCAACAGGCAAUUUUUAUAUUCUUUUAAUCUGUGGUAGAAUACAUCAAAGUUCCUUAGGAAUUAAAAGGUUAUAUUUUUCUGUGAUAGGAUCUGAUUUAGUCUGUUAGAUUUAAGCUCAAUUGUUAGAAGAGAUGUGGCGCCCCCCGGUGCAAAAAAGAAGAACAAAUCCUUGUAGAGAAGACACUCCCCGAGUCUGAUAAAAUGAUGCCUUUAGAAGAAAAAUCUACUGCUCCUAGACAUAUGGGCUUAAAUCAGAUGUGCAGUGGGGUCCAAAAGUCUGAGACCACUUUCCUAGGACCCCACUGCAUGUGUGUGUGUUUCUGUUUCAUUGUUCAUGACUUCUCAACGAGGUAUUUGUAAAGGUUUGCUCUACUGUACUUUGUUUUGUGCCUUUGCUGCUUUUUUUACGCUAUUCUGUGACAAGCACUUGAUAUUAUGCUCUGUGUGUUAGUAGGAUUAUCUUUACUGGACAAACACAUGAACCAGGCCUUACUGUGACUUAUUUUAAUGUUUCGCUUGGACUGUUGGUGAGGCUGGUAGCAUCUGGGUAAGCCAUGAGGAGUAUGGGUAUCAAAUAGGCAUUAGUGAAAUGUGAGAUAUUUUAAAUAGUGACGUUGUCUACAAGGCUCAGAUGAAGAAAAGUCUUUGUUAAAUGUAGAGAUUUAAUCAUUUUUUAAAACAUUGAGCGCAUAAUUUGAUAUGACUAAUACUAGAGGUCAGUGGAUUUAACAUGUAUUUAUCCAACAUACUGGAAACCAGAUCUGACAUGAGUCAUUGUCUGUAAUGUUGUGUGGCUCAGUGUUUGUAGGUUCUUGAACAUCAGUACAGUGCAACACAGAGAUAUUGUUCAUAGUAUGCAUUAAACUCAUACACAGUAUGUCAUUCACUACCGAAAACUGGUGUUACAUAGGUUAGUAAGGGCAACUCUUUAAGUGGUUGAUGUCUCCACAUACUGCUUCUAAUUUUAGAUUAAGACAAGUGUGAUAGGAGCUGUGUCUGACUGUGAAGAGGGACUUAAUAGGGAUUUAAAAUGAUGAAGUUGUAAAGCACUUAAAGGGCUGAUCCACUGAAUUACACACCUGUGAUCCCGACGAUAUUAUUUUUUUAUUAAAGAUAGAUAUAAAGUACAUAACUAGCAAAAAGCAAAUGUCAUGUUUCCACUUAAGUUACACUUGACUGUUCUCUUAUGAGUGUACAUGGAUGCUUUGUUGAUUGUGUGGGAAGUUGAAAAGUUUUAAUAAAUUACUUCUAUUGAAGAUGAUAGCACUGAUA